AUGCAAAAUAAUAACUUUAUUUCAUUAAAAUCAAAUACUCCAACUAGUAUCACUGUUUCAAUUGACAUAAAUCACAAUAAAUAUAAAAAGAAAUGCAUCUUAUAUAUCAUUGUAUUAUAACAACAACGCAAAAUAAGCACUCAUCAAAUCUAACCACCAUUUCCAAAUGAAUAUACUAUUAGUCACUUAAAACAUCAAAGUAUGUACACUCUGAAGAUUAGAUUAGAACAUGGAUAAGAGAAUCUAUUAUAAACUUUACAUUGUAAUACAAAGUCAGAUUCUAAUUUUGUCAUUUCAAAUCUCUAAUAACAUUAACAGACAAUUAGAGAUCCUGUUUAUUCUAAUAGUGAAUAAUAAUUAGUAUAAGUUAUUGCUGCUGAAAAUGAAGGAAUCAAUAUAUUCCAAAAUAAAUAAGAAAUUAAAUCCUUGAUUCAAAAAGCUCGCAAUAAUACAUCUGCUAAAGGAUUCAUCUAUUCAGAAUACAAAAUUAACAAACCACCUGAAUUAAAACAAGAAAGAUUAAAACGUAUUUGGAUGAUAUCCAAAGGAUAAGAAUUCUUUGAUGAAGUUUAUGGCAACAUAGAUCCUGGCUUUCAAUUUCUCAAAAAUGACUGGUUUAUGGGACCUUUUUAUAGUUAUGAUCCAAACGAAGAAUUAUUACGUAAAAAUUAAGAAAACCGUGAUUUGUAAAUUAAUUAAUCAUUAUGACAUUAUAUUGUAUUUAAAAUUUAACAUCAAAUGGAGGCAUUUUUUGAUUUCACGUAAUCAUACUCCAAUACUUUAGUUAUUUUCAUGAUCUUAGAAAAAUUUGCUCGUAGGAUACAUACAAAGAAAAACUUAGACUCUUCCUAUUUAAUCCAUAUAUGGAAUUAAAGGAGCACCAAGAGAUAGUUGAUCUCUUUAUUGAAUAUGUAUUAUGUUUCAUUUUACUUAUAGGCUGAUUUGUCUCAAGAAUAUACUAUCACUUUUGACCAUAUGAUUAAUCAUAAUAUUGGUAUUAAGGAACCCUAAUUCUAUCAUUACUUUUUCAAUAAACUUAAAGAGAUCAAUUACAGAAAAGCUCUAUAAUGUAUUUAAAUGGCUAAGCAGUAUAAUUUUAUAUAUUAUUAUAAAAUAGAUUUUGCUAUUCAAAUUUCGAAUAAAUUGAUUCUAUGAACAGAGAUUUAGAAAACAUCCUUCUUUUCUAAUUCGACUCUUAUUAUCAAUCCAAAAAUUAUUCCAAAAAACAAAUUGAAGAAAAACUUAAACAAUUUGAAUUAAAAUUUUAUUAAUCCAAAAACAAAAGAAUCCAAAUCCAUAUUGAUGAACAAUACAGAAAAUUAGAUCUUAAAGCUAUAAUUCAUGAGAUUGAGUCUUUCAAAGAAAAUAAAUGCAAUUCCCAUUCAUCUACUCACAAUCCAAUUUCAUAAACCUAUUAUUUAAAUCCAGAAGAAUAGGACUUUUGUAGUCAACUAGAAUCUAAAGAAUUCAAACUCAUCAAACCUAAAUUCUAAAAUAAUCGUAGCAAUCUUCAAAUUAUUACAUAAUCCCCUAAUUUCUCAAAUGACAUUGCUUUAUCUGAAGAAAUCAAUAAACUCACUCCUAUCAGUACUUCUUCAACAUCCAGCAGAUACAUAUUUAAAUUGAAUCAUAAUUACAACAUCAAAUCCAACUAACAAUAAAAAUUAAUCAUACCCAUACCUACUAUUAAUUAAUAAAUCAGUCCAUUAAAAUCUUUAAAUCGAAUGAAGUACAAAAGCAUAUAAAAAUUAAGAUAACUUAUUUUUGAAGAUAAUGCUCAUAGUUCUGUCAAAGAACCUUUAAAAUUUGAUUCACCUGAAUGA
Paramecium sonneborni is the source of this 1823-nucleotide messenger RNA. NCBI's taxonomy places the organism in Eukaryota, Ciliophora, Oligohymenophorea, Peniculida, Parameciidae. The record is from the annotation of a GenBank genome assembly.